Closterium sp. Yama58-4 is the source of this 621-nucleotide messenger RNA. The record is from the annotation of a GenBank genome assembly. NCBI's taxonomy places the organism in Eukaryota, Viridiplantae, Streptophyta, Zygnematophyceae, Desmidiales, Closteriaceae.
AUGCCACAGGGAUCCACUGCAGCAGGAGGCAUGGCCAUCGCAUCAACUGAGGAGAGCAAACCUGCGGGCCAUGGGGGGCGCGUGGAGGAUGUGGAGGGAGCAGGUGGGGAUAACAGAGGAGCCGUGGCGGUGGGCGGGUCAGGCAGCGUGAAGGAGCUCAUCUGCGCCAUGCCACGCCUGCAGCAUCUCAUGGUGAGCCCUGUAGCCAUGCGACGCCUGCAGCAUCUCAUGGUGAGCCCUGUAGCGUUCAUCAAUUUUGGGGCCUGUACUGCGCGUGUGGAGCUCCCUCUCACCAGCUCAUAUGCUUCCCUUCCGCUUCCUCUCCCUCUGCCCCUCUCCUUUCUUUCCGCCACUCUCCUUUCUCUGUGCCCCUCUCCCUCCUUUCCUAACCGCUCCUCUUCUUUCUCUCCACCCCUCUCCUUUCUCUCCACCCCUCUCCUUUCUCUCCCCCCCUUUCCUUUCUCUCCCCCCCCUUCUCCUUUCUCUCCCCCCCUCUCUUUUCUCUCCUCCCAUGUCCUUCCCCACCGCCCCUCUCCACAGGUCCCAGAGCCCCUCCACGCCCACCUCGCAGCAGGCCUCCCGGCAGCCAUCGUUGUGCACCCUCUCAGCACCGGCGUGUAG